Molecule: messenger RNA, 501 nt
Organism: Knipowitschia caucasica
Lineage: Eukaryota; Metazoa; Chordata; Actinopteri; Gobiiformes; Gobiidae
Source: the annotation of a GenBank genome assembly
AUGUGCCACAGAUGUGCCACAGACGGAUGUGCCACAGACAGAUGUGCCACAGACGGAUGUGCCACAGACAGAUGUGCCACAGAUGUGCCACAGACAGAUGUGCCACAGACGGAUGUGCCACAGACAGAUGUGCCACAGAUGUGCCACAGACAGAUGUGCCACAGACAGAUGUGCCACAGAUGUGCCACAGACAGAUGUGCCACAGACGGAUGUGCCACAGACAGAUGUGCCACAGAUGUGCCACAGUGCCACAGACAGAUGUGCCACAGACAGAUGUGCCACAGAUGUGCCACAGACAGAUGUGCCACAGACGGAUGUGCCACAGACAGAUGUGCCACAGAUGUGCCACAGACGGAUGUGCCACAGACAGAUGUGCCACAGACGGAUGUGCCACAGACAGAUUUGCCACAGACGGAUGUGCCACAGACAGAUGUGCCACAGACAGAUGUGCCACAGACAGAUGUGCCACAGACAGAUGUGCCACAGACAGUGUCGUUAUGA